GCCGUACGGGCCAGUCAGUACGACAGUUGUCCGCUCAAGGCGCGGCGUGCGCGCACAUCCCGUGUACACACAUAAACUACAUUCCUCAACUUCCUUCUAGUCAAAAUGUAGUUUUGCCAUAUUAUGCUAAAAGAAAUAUUACAGUGAAAGUGCAAAUUAGUGAUAUUUUGGAUUACUUUUUAUAAUUGUUACACGCUACGGUCCAAAGAACAAUGCUGUGGGAAAAAAUAACGUACAGCUGGCAUCGGCAGUCGUUCCCAGCUACCUACCUAACCUCUCUCCCCCCUCGGGCCGGGUGCCGGGUUCAAUGCGCCUCUCUGCGUUUAUUCAUCGUUUGUGGGAAAAGUUGACCCCCGUUUUAAAAAAUAUUGUUAACGAAUUCACACGAUUUGUGUUAGAGACUGACUACUGUCUUUGAUAUGCAAUUCUGUGCGAGAAGUUGAAAGUUUUAUGAAACAAUAAUUAUGUCUGUGUUAUUAAACAAGACAGGUAUAUUUUUAAAAUUAUUUAAAUUCAUUAGCUAUUUGGUAGAGAUUAUGCGGCACCCAGAUACAAGAAGUAGUGAUAAAUUUGUUUUUUACGCGCAAGAUUCCAAGGUUGCAGCAUUCCUAAACCUAAAUUAUUUAUUCUGAGCUUUGUGAUGUUUGUUGAGUUUCACAUCAUCAAAAUUAUUAUCUUAUUGUGCUACGAAUUACGUGCGUAUGGCAGAAGAGGACAUUACUGUAAUACGUAUUAGGCAACACGUUUUGUGCUCAUGAAUGAAGUUGUGAAAUAAACGUUAGAUAGAACAUUAGAAUCAAAUACCAAUAAAAUAGUUACAGUGUGUGUGUGAUGUGAUGACGUGCUAUCAAAGUAGUUAAAUUAUUAUUAGCGAAUGAAGUGGUUAUCUUAAAAGCAGUUCCGGGACUAAGGUUACAAAAUGGGUAACCAAGGAUCAUCACCUCACGAGCCGCUAGAUCGAGCACAAGCGGCUCAAAACACCGACCUCAAAAUGAAGUCGUCAGUUCGAAGUUCUCUGAGAAGGGCGCGCGCAGGCGCAGCACUGUCGCCUCCGCGCGCCGGCAUGGAGCGGCUCCGUCGCUCGUUCCGCGAGUCGUUCCGCCGGCGCAAAGGAUCGCCGCCGGAGUCCGCGCGUCCGCACCAGUGGCACGCGGACGAAGCGGCCGUCCGCGCUGGCACGUGCACCUUCCCCGUCAAGUACCUCGGUUGCGUCGAGGUAUUCGAGUCGCGGGGCAUGCAAGUCUGCGAGGAGGCCCUUAAAGUCCUUAGGAACUCCCGUCGACGACCAGUGCGUGCUGUACUGCAUGUUAGUGGCGAUGGUCUGCGCGUAGUUGAGGAGGAAACCAAGGGGCUUAUUGUAGAUCAGACCAUCGAGAAAGUAUCUUUUUGUGCGCCCGACAGAAAUCACGAAAGAGGUUUCAGCUACAUCUGCCGGGAUGGUACGACUCGCCGCUGGAUGUGCCACGGAUUCCUGGCGUCGCGCGACAGCGGCGAGCGACUGUCGCACGCGGUGGGCUGCGCGUUCGCCGCCUGCCUCGAGCGCAAGCAGCGCCGCGACAAGGAGUGCGCCGUCUCCAUGAGCAUCGACGCCGCAAGUCAUGCCUUCACGCGGCAGGGCUCUUUCCGAAAGUCCAGUAUAACAGCACGGCGCGUGUCGGAGGCGGACGCGUCGCCGGCGCCGCCGCCGCCACCGCCGGCCGCCGCACCGAUAGCGAGCGCGGCGGCGCGUCCCACGCCGCACAACCCGUUCGCUGUAGAACGGCCCCACGCCGCGCCUCAUCUGCUCGAGCGGCAAGGCUCCUUCCGCGGUUUUGCUCAUCUCAAUAAUAGUUCUCCGUUCAAGCGCCAAAUGUCACUGCGUAUAAGCGAGCUUCCGUCGAACCUCGAGCGGCAGCGCGCCGGGCUGGGGUCGCCGCCGCGGGCCGCAGCCCCCGCGCCCAACCCCCUGCCCGACCUCGCACCACUUGAGGGAUCACGGCCGGAGGCAGACCCGGUGGCAGCGAUGUGCCAGCAGCUGUCGCUGGGGCUGCGCGCGCUCACGGAGGAGCCGGUGCCGGCGCCGACGCCGCCGCCGGCGCCGGUGCCGGCCGCCGUGGUGGCGGCGCCGCUGCCGCACCCGGACGCCUGGCUGGGCCGCGUGGCGCGCGCGCCGCCGCUCGCAGCCGCCGGCCGCGCCGCUUCCUACGCCGGACAUUCUCUCGUUUCCACUAAUCCCUUCCUCUCGCCUGCCCUGCCCCCGCCGACCGUGCAGCCUGCACCAGCCGCACACUUUUAGAGCUUAUGCGAACGAGGGACAAUCCUCCCUGUAGUUUUUUGUCCAUCAAAAUAGAAGAAUUGCAUUGCAUAGGGUACACCAAGUGCCUAGCGAACAGAACGGGGCAUGUUAUCCGCCACGAGCGAAAGUCGCUCGUCUGCACAGAGCCUUAGACGCCGCGCGGCAAUACGGAACACUUGUAGGUAAAUUAGAGGAACGCUUCUUGUCCCCACGCCCAAAUAGUGUUCGCACACUUUUCAAUUCGCUUUGAUCCAGGGAGCAAUUUUUUUCAAAGAUGACCACUAUGUAUAUGAAGGAAAAUGUGACGGCUGACAAAGCCAGUGAUCAAUGACAAAAGAUUGCUUAUUAGUGGGAUGUGGGCAAGGAUAUGAUAACAUUGGUGCUGUUUAUAGAAUGAUAUAAUGACUGAAUUGUCAGGUGGAAUUAACAUUUUACGCGACUUAUUUCAAAGUAAUAACAUGAUGCCUCACGAGAGGUAUAUUCGGUUUAUGUAUCCUCGCAAAAUAUCCCAAUUAGCCGCAACGAAACGAAGUCUUCAUAUAAGAUACAUUUAUUUUCGAAAACUUAUAUAUACAACCAUUAAUUUUGGCAUUAUAAUGAGUGAGAGUAAAACGAUGAUUAAUAGUAAAAUUGUCAGUGUGUUAAACAGAAUAUAUGUUCCUAUUGUGUCUUAAAAAUGUUCAUGUAUUAAUAAUUAUGUGAUUUAUCCUUUCAUGGUAUAUUCUUAAAAGAAUAUAUCACACUAAAUGAUAUUUUUGUAAUAUCGAACGUUUUAUUAUUGUACUUAUUUAAUAUUCUUGUACCACUCAAACAUCUAUGGCACUGACAUUCACGACAUUUUGUACUUAAAAAAAUAUAUAAUUUACUUAUAAACGAAUUAGACUGUUAUCUAAAUUAAAAAUAACAAGGAUUUCCUUCAUUUUAUUUGAAAUGUAACAGGAAAUUGAAUUGUGUGUACUUCUACAAAUGUUUUAUAGAAUAGUGUAUGAGUGCAUACUUCAAAGUUCAUAUGACGAUGGUCCGCAGUUGAAACGUUUUCAAUAUUUCCAGAUAUAAUCAAUAAAGAUAAUUUCAUACUGAUUUUACAAAUAUCUGUAUGUUUGAAAAUAUUUGACAUACGUAAUCUUGCAUUUGGAAAUACCAAAUUAUUAAUAGAUUGAAAAAUUUUACUUCCAACAACACGAUUCACCUCAACCACUAUUUUCAAACGUCAUUAUAUCAGGCGUAAAAAUUACCGAUUAUUCCUUCCGUAGUACUGGGAACACACUCGGCGCAUAUAGCAGAGAGAUGCGAGUUCUAAUCCUGUUGACGUCAGAAGAUAAAUUUUUCAACCUAUUAAUAAUAUGCUUUGUCUAUAAAAGUAAAAAUUAGACAAAUUAAAUGUGAAAAUACAUAGCUUUAUCUAUAACAAUUAUAGCGGUUUAGUUUACAGCGAUAAGAUGCCAAAUAUUGUCUGUCGUUGUGUACAUUGCACAUAUAUUUACAAAGUAAAUAUAAUAUGUCGUAAUACCGCACUUGCACUUGCUUCUGCGUCGCACACAUUUCUACAUCGUGUUCGUGUAUAAUUCUUAAGCAAGUAAGUCCACGUUAUAGAAUCGUCCAUGCAGUAUUAAUCGACCGACCGCGAUGUCCAUGCGUUAUGUGUAAAGAAAACGAACAAUGCAGUAUUUCUAUUGUUAAACGAUUAUAUAAUUGAAUUGUAUAGUGGUUUUGGAUAUAUUUUUCCUUUUUUGUAUAUAAUUGUAAAUUUGUAGGAUAUUUACCUCUAUCGCUCGUGGAUCUGUUUUUUAUACUUUUUUAUUGCGUUAAUUUAAUAACAAAUAGAAAGAAUGUAGGGCAACAACGUAAUAUAAUUUAAAUAGGUGAUUUCAGGUAGUAAAUUUAUGUACUUACGUGUUAUUUUUGGUUAGUCGUAAUGUUACUUAAAGUUACUGUUCUGUUAAAUUUUGUUUUAGUCGAUAUAUUUAAAAACACUUGAAGUCUUCGAUUCUUUUUUUUUCUUUUCUGCAGUUUUUAUGUUUUUAUUUAUCAUAUAAUUAUUAUCAUAAAAUUCAUUAGACCAGUGUUCAAUAAUAUUUGAUAUCUAUCUCUUACGAAGUCCACGUGACUAAAAAUGGCAACUCCAAUAUUUACCUUACAUCUGUACAUUCCACACUGUCUUUUAAAUAAACGAAAUUGACAAAAACGCAUAUCACUAGCUAGCCUUGCAUAAUAAUAUGCCUGCACUUUGUACUUACAAUUUGUAUAAUAAUAUAUUUAUGUAUUAGAAUAUAAUAAUUGUGUGUAAACAAACAAAUAUACUAUAUAUACUAUACCCCACAUUCUAUGAAUUUUGACGUCCUUUUAUAUACUAAAUUUGUUAUUGAAAUAGAUACGGCUUUAUUAAUGGGCGUAUUUUAUUAUAUCACACUCAUAGGCAUAUUUAUAGGGAGGCUGGGAAGAUCGUGUUUACUCCAGGACGCAAUCAGUGCUUCGCAGACAUGUCUGUAAGUAUAUCGUCAUAGUCAUAGAAUACUGACGGAUUUGACAAAUAUUAAAUAUAUAUAUAUCCGUCAGUAUUCUACGGCUAUGACGAUAUAUGCGCCUCAUUUAAGGAGCCAGGCCCUCCCUGAAAAGUAAUCUUAAUAAACUAAUGACUAUACUAAUUAAUAUUGGUCAUGUGACCUAUCUGAUCAAUAUAUAUAUAUUGAGUAUUACAAUUUACCUUAAUUCAUAAUGUACUGACUGCGGAUAUUGACACUUAAACCUUAUUCAAUAAGUAACUAAUACCUGAUUUAACUCCUGAAGGUUGAUAGAAUGCUACUAGCAUAAAAUACGCCUUUUGUACCAUAUUUUCACUUGGUUGUAAAGAAAUUCCAGAUGCAUCAAUGAUUUAAGCAUUUCUUUAAAUACAAAUAAUUUGUAUGCUGCAAAACUAUUUUCAGAUAAUUUAGAAAAAUAAAUAUUGCCUUUAAAGUAUCUUUGAAGUAUAUAUGAUAUAUGAUUAGUAAUACGUGAAAAAUAUUAUUAAAUAUUGUGGUAUCAGAUUGUUGAUCCGCAUGAUUCCUAGAGUUAAAUAUUAAUAUAUUGUGAUAUCGAAAUUACAUGAGUGUUGUAGAAUUGAAUUAAUGAAAUGCACACAUUUUAUACAGCACCGUAUUUUAUGAAAUUUACUUGCUGUUACAUACACAGUGCGUAAUAUAAAAACUUAGACCGUAGCAUAGAUAGGUCAACUUUGUACUUUAAAAUAUUAUUUUCAUGUAACAAUGCUUGUUAAAAUUGUACGUAAACUUUGUGACAAAUUGUACUUAAUGUGAAAUUAAAUCAAUGUUAUUUGGAGUUAUUCGUUGGGUGUUAUGUAUAUUCUACAGUUUUAACUGUCAAGCAUGUAAAUAUCGACGCAAAUAUGUAGAUAUUUUAGAUAUCGAAAGUUCAAAUAUUAUGAAGAAUAUUAAAUAUUAUGUUUAGUUGAAAA
Molecule: messenger RNA, 5729 nt
Organism: Galleria mellonella (greater wax moth)
Lineage: Eukaryota; Metazoa; Arthropoda; Insecta; Lepidoptera; Pyralidae
Gene: numb
Product: protein numb
Exons: 7
Coding region: 920-2275 (451 amino acids)
Source: RefSeq, a predicted model, not a curated record